AUGGACUCUAUUGUCGGAUUCUCAGAUUACUCAUGUGUUCCUGAUACACGCGCACAUAGAGAAUGCAUAUCAAUAAACGUUGGACAAGCAGGCGUUCAAAUAGGCACAAAAUGUUGGGAACUAUAUUGUCUGGAGCACAAAAUAAAACAAGAUGGCGAAAUAAAUCUAGACAGAAAAAAUUCACGUCUCGACGACAUCGAUAGUAUCGACACAUUUUUUGCGCACACAACUAAAGACAAAUAUGUACCACGUGCGAUAAUGUGCGACUUAGAGCCAACGGUUAUCGAUGAAUUUCGCAGCUCAGAGUAUCAAAAAUUAUUUCAUCCCGAUCAAUUAAUCUGCGGUAAAGAAGACGCCGCUAAUAAUUUCGCGCGGGGUUACUACACCGUUGGUGAAAAAUUAAUAAAUACAGUGACGGAAAAAAUUCGAAUACUCGCUGAGAAUUGCAAUGGAUUAAUGGGAUUUCUGAUUUGUCAUUCCAUCGGCGGAGGAACUGGGUCGGGUUUCACUUCACUAUUGAUAGAACAUCUUUGUCAGAUGUUUCCUAAAAAAAGCAAACUGGAAUUUGUGAUUUACCCGUCGCCGAAUAUGAGUACUGCAGUAGUCGAACCUUACAACGCAAUACUUUCGACGCAUUUAUCGUUAAAUGAAAAUUUAUGUGCCUUUAUGUUUGAUAACGAAGCGCUUUAUGAAGUUUGCAGACAGAAAUUAGAUUUAGAUAGACCUAAAUACUAUAAUUUGAAUCGGUUAAUCAGUCAGGUUGUGUCAUCAAUAACUGCAAGUUUAAGAUUCGAAGGAUCAUUGAACGUUGACUUGUCAGAAUUUCAAACAAAUCUAGUACCAUUUCCUCGUAUACAUUUUCCAUUGUGCGCUUAUUCUCCCGUAGCAAGUGCUGCCAAAGUUGAUCACAAUACGAUGUCAAUUUCCGAAUUGACAUCCGAAUGUUUCGAUACAUCAAAUUCAUUAGUUAAAUGUAAUUUACAAAAUGGAAAAUAUAUGGCAUGCUGUCUAUUGUAUCGAGGUGACAUUGUGCCAAAAGAUGUCAAUUACGCAAUUAGCUGCAUUAAACAAAAACGUAUGAUACAGUUCGUUGAUUGGUGUCCAACUGGUUUCAAAGUUGGCAUCAAUUAUCAAGCGCCAACUGCAGUACCCAAUGGGGACAUGGCGUCGGUUAAUCGUGCCGUUGCGAUGCUCAGCAAUACCACGGCCAUAAGAGAAGUUUGGGGGCGCUUGAAUCGACGAUUUAAUUUGAUGUAUCGAAAAGGCGCUUUUUUGCAUUGGUACCAGUCUGAAGGAAUGGAAAUGAUGGAAUUUUCUGAAGCAAGGGAUGAUUUAGCAGCACUGGAACUUGACUACAGAGAAAUAACUUGUGAUUCUAAUUGUCAGGAUGCGGAUAAUGAAUUUUGA
Microplitis demolitor is the source of this 1407-nucleotide messenger RNA. RefSeq names its product tubulin alpha-8 chain. The transcript is spliced from 5 exons. Gene Ontology annotation, cellular component: microtubule; cytoplasm. The record is from RefSeq and is a predicted model, not a curated record. Gene Ontology annotation, biological process: mitotic cell cycle; microtubule cytoskeleton organization. Gene Ontology annotation, molecular function: structural constituent of cytoskeleton; GTP binding. Lineage: Eukaryota; Metazoa; Arthropoda; Insecta; Hymenoptera; Braconidae. The coding region runs from base 1 to 1407 and encodes 468 amino acids.